AAGAAUCUCGAGAUAGUAGAAACCUACGUCUUAUCAUCUUAUAUUACGACGUGUGGGCAGUAAUCAGACUAAUGGUGAGAUUAAGAGCAAUUCAUAGAUAUCAGUCUUGAAAUAACUAACGAAGGAGAAUCGUUAGGUUGUUAUAAAUUCGACAAAGUUCUUCUAUCCACAAGGUUAAUCAUGGCUAAUCGAUUCUUUGAAGGAGCAGCUCAUGCAGCUGCUUAUGCAAAAUUUAGACCACAGCCUCCAACAAGUCUUAUUGGGCGUAUUGUUUCUUUCUUGAAAGAAGGGUACUCGGGAACUUUGGAUGUGGCUGCUGAUGUAGGAUGUGGCACAGGCCAGAGCACAGAAGUGUUGACUCCUUAUUUUGAGAAUGUUACAGGCCUUGACAUAUCAGCAGCACAAGUUUCUGAAGCCGCCAAGCUUUCUUUAUCUAAUCCAAAAAUUUGUUUCAAGGUUAGUGGUGCAGAAGCACUUCCUUUCAAAGAAAACAGUGUACAACUCGUAACAGCCAGCCAGGCAUGCCAUUGGUUUGAUAUGCCUGCCUUUUACAAAGAAGUUGAUAGGAUUCUUGUACCAGGUGGUGUUCUGGCCCUUUAUGGUUACUUGUUCCCAAGACCUGUUCAUAAGCAUCAUUCAGAAGAAUUGUAUGGACUUCUUGAUCAUGUAUAUAAAGUAGAAACAGAAGGCUGCUGGGGAAGUGCCCGAAAAGAUGUGGAUGAAGCCUAUUCGGAUGAUAGAUUCGUCAUCCCAUAUCCUGGUAUUGUCAGGGAUGAAACGCAUUACGUAGAUAAGAUGAUGUCAGUGUCGGAUAUAACUGGCUACCUUACUUCUUGGUCAGGUUUUCAGAAUUUCAAGGAGAAAAAUGGGGAACUAGCAGCUCAAAAAAUACUUGAUGAUUUCCAAAAUGGGUUUAUGAAGCUCCUAGACGUAUCAACUGCUCCAGAAGACACCCAGGUUUGCAUGCGUUUACAGUUUUUCCUUCUCAUGGGCCGUAAGCCUAGUAUGUGAACAGUUUUAGGUACUGAAUGUUAGUUGUGGAGAAUUGUAAUAACUUUUUACUAAUUGCACUUUGUACAAUAGUCAUAAUUUGUAUUAUUUUAUUGUGAUAAUUUAUGGGUAUACAUAUUGUUGGUAGUUUAGAUGGUUUUAUAUAAAUUGGAUAUGGAGAAUUUCUUAGAGAAACGUAUCUUUGUACACACUGAAGUCCUGUUGAACAGUGAUUUAAUAGGGUCACUAAACUAAUUGCUAAUAAUAUUGAUCUACAUUAGGAACGUUAUUGUACAACACAGUGGUGGGGAGGGGGAGGGGAACUGAGAUGGAAAAGAUUAUUCUUCUGUACACGUUCCUGAUCAUCAUGACCUUGUGUCCAACAUUCUUUACCAUUCCUCUUUCUGAAACCCUACCAAGUAAUACACCUACAUUAGAUUUCUUGACCCCUUGGAAAUUCACACAACUCUUGUUUCCAUAACCUCAACUUUCACCUGUCCCCUACUGGUUCCCUCCAAACAGUGGGAAUGUUACAUUGGUAGCUGAAACCCUGACCUCAUGGCCUUGAAUGUUUAUGAGUUGUAACUUUCAUGGUUCAGGCAUAUGUAUACUCUUUUGCUGUAAAUUUCCCUCCUUCCAACUAAGAGAGCUGGCUAAUGAGUGAUUCAUGUUAUCUCCUACUUUUACACUUCUUUUAUUAUGUGCCGUGAAUCUUUGUACCACUCUACUUUUGAGCUGUAAAUCUUUUCAUAUGUUCUAAUCAAAUUUCCAACCAAAAAUAUGUAUUUUCCUUGACCAGUAAAGUUAUCAGAACUUCUGGAAUCAAAAUUUCCCUCCUCUCAUCUAUCCUGAUGUAUCUAUAGCUUGCUUUCGUAGUGGAAAAGCCACACUGUUCCUCCUUCGUUUUUUCACUAAUUCUUCUAUCAGAGAUUCCAGUUGACUUGAUCCUCCUACUCUACACCUUCCUAAUCAGGAGUCUACUUCUGCUCUUCUGAUACUUUAAACUUCUUUCUUUUGAUCUUUUAUCGUAAAGUCUCUUGCUGCCUUUAUGGAUAAGUUCCUUUUUUCUUUUCCCUUAUUCACUGUUUUCUUUUGGUUAUUAUUAGAGGAGGACUUUAGGUUGCUUCUUCUUAGAAGGAAAAUGUUGCCCAAAAUUUUUGUUUUUGUUGUAGAAAACAUUGUAUUUAAUAAUAGUUAAGAUUAAACUAUGUUGUUUUUCAUGAUGUAUACACUUUAUUUGGUUGCUGUUAUUUAUGUAAUACUUUAUUAUGCUGUGGUAAAGUGUACUACUAAUAAUAGAAACAUAUUUUGAAUGCGUCUUACCUACUGAUCAAGAUAGUUUAUAUCUCUGUGCCGAUAGGCAAGGAGAUGUAAGCUAUCUUGAACAGUAGGUAAGUAUCCAAAUGAUAAAUUUAUCAUGAAAAUGUAUAUUAUUGCAAAAGAUUACUUGAGGUAUUUUCUAAUUUCAAUGUUAUGUAGACUAUAGUAAUAGUUACAGACACAACUCUACUUACAAACAUUCAGAGAUGUAAACAACGGGAUCACAAACUUAUUUUGUACAUACAGUAUUAUAUGUACAGUGUAACAUACAGUAUUGCAUUGAUUUUAUAUCAUACUGUACUUAGUCAUGAAGAUGCAAAUAAUUCAACAUACAAGCAGCCAUCUGCAAUGUAACUCAUUUGUAAGACAGUGGUGUCUGUAUAUGUCUUGCUGUAGAAGUACUCAUAUGCACACACACUUUUAUUUUUGUAGGAUCCUUGGUUUCUGAUUUCCAUUCUCGUAAGUGACUCUUACUCUUUGAAAUAUGUUGUACAUGCAGGGUGUAAUGAACCUGUAAAUAACCUUAGGAGUAUCAGGUAACGGUAGGUGCUUAUAUGAAAGUAGAAUUAAUUUUAGAGGGUUGUAUAUGUUGUUAAUAAAGUUAUACUGUAUUUUUAUAUUAAAUACUAACUCUAUAUGAA
Messenger RNA from Macrobrachium nipponense, 2951 nucleotides. RefSeq names its product putative methyltransferase DDB_G0268948. Gene Ontology annotation, molecular function: S-adenosylmethionine-dependent methyltransferase activity. NCBI's taxonomy places the organism in Eukaryota, Metazoa, Arthropoda, Malacostraca, Decapoda, Palaemonidae. The transcript has 8 exons. The coding region runs from base 181 to 1011 and encodes 276 amino acids. The record is from RefSeq and is a predicted model, not a curated record.